Molecule: messenger RNA, 1369 nt
Organism: Penaeus monodon (black tiger shrimp)
Lineage: Eukaryota; Metazoa; Arthropoda; Malacostraca; Decapoda; Penaeidae
Source: RefSeq, a predicted model, not a curated record
UGCCAGGCUGAAGAAGAGGAAUUUGUAGUCUCGUUGGAUUGAGUGCCUUAGAGGGUUGUUACUUUGUGAUCUUUUAUUGGUAUAGAACUGGAACGAGAUUCACGGUUAAAAAGCGACUUUUCGUUACCCAAGCUUGAUGUUAAAUUAACGGAAAUGAGUGCUUAGACACAGAAAUAAAGUUAUAGACAUUUUCUGUUUAUGUCUCAUGAAGAAAAACCUUUAAUAAUUGAUAAAAAUGAGGUUUAAGAAGAGUGAGGCAUCGGGACAGAAGCGUGGUUGGUGGCGAUGGUGGCGCCUGGCGGCGUUGUCAGCCAUGAUCUGUUGUCCCCUGGCUAAGGCGUCAAUGGUCGACGAAGCAACAGAGACGGUGAUGGCGCCUCUGUCCAGUCUAUACAUGAGGCAGGAAGCCGUCCUCCAAAAGCUGGACGCCCUCAUCGACAAGGUUAAUAAAGUGGAUGUACUGGAGGCCAAGAUUGUGGAACUGACGGCGCUGGUCUCAGAGAGGAACCCUUUAGCCGAGGACCUGGGGGAUCAGCCAAACGAGGAAAGUAAUCCUGGACAAGCGGAGGCCUUGAGUGCAAUGGGAGCCAAGCUUGAUUUGCUGAGUGACGACGUGAGGGCCCUCAGUGCCACUUUUAGUGCUGUGGCGGCGAGCAUCGCUCAGCUAGAUCAGCGCCUCGGUGGGGUCUUUAGCGCUUCCAACGGCCGGGAAGAAACCUCCUCAGAGCUGCUGGAAGCCCAGGCUGUCAACUUCACCCUCACCGUCGACGGGGCCCUCGAGGAGAUGAAGAACCAGCUGCGAGAGACGGUGGAGAACGCGUCGAUUUCCCUCGCGCCUCCUUCCUCCCCUCUUGAGUGCGAGGCGCUGACGGAGAUCCAUGAAUCCUUAGCUCGCCUAGAGGAUGUGGAUCGACCCUCGACGAAUACCACGAAGCAGCUGUUUGCCGCCGUCCUCAAUCGCAUCCGCGUCUCCAACGUGGCCAUGGACAAGCGCCUCGGGGCUGUCCUGCACACCUCUUCCCUUAGACAGCGCGUCCUACAGGAUACCCUCCUCGCUGCCCUAGCUUCAGUCAUGACGCUGGUGCGGUCAGAAACUCGAGACGUCCUCACAGGUAUGGACAAUCGCCUUCAGGAGCUGCUGAACACGCUUACGACCGCCGCGAUGAAACAGGAAGAAGACGUCGCGAUCCUGGUGCAAGAAACGAUUAACACAACCUUGAAUGAAGCUUUGUCUACCGCAAAAGGCGACAUCGGAGUCCUCGUUCAGGCGCAGGAGAACCUCACGGCGGCCGUGGCUCCCUUGCACGCUCUCCGAAACCUGACGGAGAUGAAUUUUCGGGAAAAUGCAAACCAACUUUGCGUAGUGCCG